Molecule: messenger RNA, 8355 nt
Organism: Cotesia congregata
Lineage: Eukaryota; Metazoa; Arthropoda; Insecta; Hymenoptera; Braconidae
Source: the annotation of a GenBank genome assembly
AUGGGGCAAUAUUGGCUGAACGUCGCGAUUCUCAGGAUUGCUGUACCUGGAACAUUUACAGCGUGUACAAUAUGGCGGCCAACAGCACUUUCACUUAUCUACUUGAUACUUAUGCUCAUAUCACCAUUUAUUCCAAUACCAACUUCCGAGACGAUGAAAAGAACAACUGGGUACUACUUAAAGUCAUGUAUAGCCUUAACAUUCAUCAUCAGUGUGAUACAGUUUAUCUUCCAAAUAAUUCUCGUUGCAUCACCAUCAAUCUGGACAAAGUUCACCGAGAAUUGCAGCUUUUUAGAAGAACUAUUUCGACAUUUUGGUUUAGUUCGCAUGGAUGGUGCAUCAACAUUGGAAGUAUUCUACUGGCUACUCCCAGAAAUACUUACGCUACCAAUAAUGGUAACGCUAUACAUCUUGUGUCGUCGAUUCACGUCCAAAAACAAUCACCAAGACCUCGAGAGCACUCCAGUCCAAGACCAAAAUCUUCAAUCUUCAUUAAGAAAUGCCGAAGAACGCAACGCCAAAAUAAUAAACUUCCUCGGAAGAAUAGGAACAUACAUAGUGCUGGCGUCUCUAUGCUAUACCGCGACCUUGUCGCCCUCAGUCGAAGGCGGAUUUUACUUCCUAGUGUUCUUCGGAGCUGGUACCUGGUGGGCAUGCAACCGAGAACUGGUUAGAAACUUUGCAAUAAUUUGCAGAGUAGUCAUGGUUGUCGUAGUAGGUCACAUAGUCGUUUUGAUGUCUUAUCAAAAUCAAUGGCCUCAAGAAUACAUUCCAGUUGACAGCCGAUGGUCACGUUAUUUUGCACUUGAGGCUUAUUAUAAAACAAACUGUACUGAUCCAAGAAACACAAUAUUCACUCUAGAUAAUGAUGAUUGGACUCAAAACGGAUAUGCAUAUGCAUUGAGACUUUUUUGGCUUUAUUACAUCCUUGCUCUCCAAUCGAAAUUUCUUUUCCAAUCACCGACACCUACUACUGCAACUUCUGCAAGUCCGCCGGAUGAAAAAACGCCCUUAAUGCGGUUUGGAUCUGGACGAGCUGGACUUUUACAAGAUUCAACAGGAAGUGUUACCGUUCAAGAUGGACAUAAUGAUGAUAAUAUACAAAUGCAAUCUAUUGUUGAAGAUACUCAAGAAGAUAAUUUAGGCGUAAUUGAACAAGUAAUCAUGGCCAUUUAUUCAAUUCUCCAGUUAUUUGUUCAUUCGUCUUACUUAGCAACAAACAUUAUCAUGAUGACUUGGUCUAUCAUGUACCACAGCUGGACGACAUUUGUUUUUCUUCUUUGGGCAUUAAUAAUAUGGAUGGCACCUAACAAGCGUUCAGCAAUGAUGAAAUGCUCACCCUUUGUCGUUAUGUAUGGAACAAUUCUUCUUCUCAUCUGUUAUGUCUACAGUAUGAAUUUAACACCUGAAGAAAGGCCAGAUCAAAUAAUCGGUGGGGUUCCAAUGUCAGAAGUAGGUUUUCCAAAUGCAAAUGAAUUGAAAAGCUGGCAUUUAAUGGUGAAAUGUGGAUUUAUGGUAAUGUUUUGGAUAACAAUGCGUCAGUAUAUGUCUGAACGACACCAAGCCCGACAGACAUCGGCCCUCAGAGAUAUGAUAGCGCCACUUCGAGUCUCAGUAUCUGCAGCCACAGCAAUGCAUCAAGAAACGCCUGAAAUAAAAAGUAAAUUUAUGAAAGACGUUGGUCUUGUUGUGAAAAAGUUAUUGACUAAAUUCUGGAUUGUCGUCGUCGCAAUAAUGCUUUUUACCAGUGGAAUAACCGGAGAACGGAUGACAAUGUUCCGUAUCAUGUAUAUGACACUAUUUCUCUUUUUCGUGAUUUCAUUUCAAAUUUCAUGGGUCGCUUGGAGAAAAAUGAUGUAUGGAUUUUGGAUAACUGUUAUUGCAUACUCAGUUAUUAUGUUAAUUCUCGUAUAUACAUAUCAAUUUCGUGAUUUUACUUCCUACUGGGAACAUUUGGGAAUCAACGAACGUUUGCAAAAUGACAUAGGUCUUGAAGUAUACAAAACAAAAGACUUAUUCGUUCGUCUUUUGACACCCACGUUCUUCGUAAUCAUCACAGUGAUUCAGAUACACUAUUUCCAUGAUGAUUUCCUCGAAGCCACGGACAUCGAUAAGAUACAAGUGCUACCAGAGUUACAGCGUGCUGAUUCAGAAGCAACAACAGUACCACCAACGUCUACUUUGGACGUUUUAUUGGGUUCAGAUCAAGAAGCCUCGACAAUAUUUACUUUACGACAGCUAAAACACAUGUCAAAAUUGGAAAGAGCUGCAUUUUUCCGUCGUACUGUUAAGCAAUUGAUAAAUUUUUACAAUUACCUCUGGUUAAUACUUGAAAUUCACAUCCAAAAAAUAGUAUUUACGUCUCUAAUAUUACUCUGCAUCAAUGACGUAUGCGCAAUAAAUUUAAUUUUUGUAACAGCUAUUGUUAUAAUUAUAAAUUUUAGACGUCCGAUUCAAAUAAUGGGUAUAAAUAGUAUGUCUGUAGUAAUAGCAUUGUUGAUGGUUACGAAGAUGCUAUAUCAAAUUCAGUACAUUGAUCCUGACAAGUUCAACGUUAAUUGCACACGAGAAAAUCCAGAUAAUGGUAAUCAAACACUUAAAAUUUAUAACAUUGCCGAGUGGAUCGGGUUGAAGAAAGCACCUGCUGCUUGGGGCGACACUUCCGAUUCUAAUGCAAAUAAAAUACCACCGACCAACGACAAACCUUCUGAGCAAGAAAUGCUUGCAUACUUACUAAAAGGUUACAUUGGUAUCGUUAUUGUGACAACGCUUCGAGCUAUCAUUACUGUCCGUCAAUCUUUCUAUCGCCGUUGGCGUGGAGAGCCACUAGAAGUGCCAGAAGUUAUGUUCCCAAAAAUAAAACGAGCUGAAGCGGACAAAGGAAUCGCAGAAUGCCUUAAAUUCUUCCUGAACUACGGUUUCUACAAAUUUGGUCUUGAAUUCUGCUUAAUAGGCAUUGUGAUACUUAUCAGAGCACGCAUAGACUUUUAUUCAGUCGUCUAUGGUGUUUGGUUAUUGGUUUUCUUCGCACAAUCACGUCGUGUCACUGCUAAAAUUUGGCCAUUCUUCAGGGUCUUUGCCAUUAUUCUUUUACCUCUGCAAUAUUUCUUCGUUGUCGCACCACCUACGUGGUUGUGUAUUAACUAUCCGUGGGUAAAUAUAUACCGAAGACUUCAAGAAUGGAUGUAUCUGCCCGACCCAGACGAUCCACCGAAUCCAAGAAAAUUGAUAUGCGAUUUCUUCCUGCUAUAUAUGAUCGUCCGACAAAGUUUAGUCUUUAAUAUUGAAGCUAAUUGUAGCGCUAAUAACACUGAACAUCCAGCGGGACAUAAUUACUCAGUAUUUCGAGACAUGGACAAGCCAAACUUUGUCAACCCAGUCAAAGAUUAUGUGUCAUUUAUCCACAACUGGCUGGAUGUUAUAAAAAGAGGAGUGAUGAUGAGUUUUAUGUGGAUAACACUUUCAAUGAUGUUCCUUGCUGGCACCAACAGAACAAAUAUCUUCUCGCUUGGUUACUUGAUUGGAUCGUUUAUUUUCCUCUGGCAAGGAAGUGACUUUUAUCUCAGACCACUGAGAGUUAUUCUUAGAUGGUGGAACUUUUUAAUUGGCUACAACGUUGUCAUUAUAUUUUUGAAAGUACUAUUCCAAGGAUUCGGAUGUAUUCUUAUAACACAGUUCCAAAAAUCAGCCUGCUGGCUAGUCCAAUUAUUGGGAAUAGCUUGUUAUCAAAAUAGGAAUUCCCAAUUUAAAAUAGACGUAUCUGAUGAUAUUAAGUGUCAAAUGCCACAAGAUGACAGCGGUUUAAUGUGGGACGGAUUUUGCUUCGCGUUUCUCAUAAUACAAAAACGUUUAUUUAAAAGUUAUUACUUCUUUCAUAUCGUCGACGAGACUAAAGCGAUGAGUAUUCUGGCGUCUCGUGGCGCUGAACUGCUUGAGAAUCUUCAUCGUAAACGUAUUGAAUUUCAAGAAAGCGUGGAGAAUACUAUCCUGCAAAAUAUUAAGCUGAAAAUGGAUAAAAUAAAAGCUGACCAGCAAAAAAUUCAUGGACCAAGUUGGCAAGAACCAGCACAUCACAAAGUUGGAAUGGCACCACUGGCAAGAACUUGUAGCGCAAGUUCUUAUGUCUCUUCAGGACACACGCCACCGCAGGGUUAUCAGACGCCAAUAGAUGACAGCGACACUGACAACAGUAGCGAAGAUCUGCAAGAUGAUAAGCAGCAAUAUGACCCACCACCUCUGACUCCACGCGCUUCUUCAUUAUUGCAAGCGCCGUCACCAAACUCAGCUAUUGUAUCAGUGAGUCUCGAGGGUUAUCUAGAGCCCACACGAAUAUCUUUUGGCUCGCCACCGAGUAGUGAAUUGAAUCCACGUGGCGUGUCACCUGAUGAGACUUUUCCAGUAUUUUCGCCACCACCUUACGAUCAACCAGCAAACAGCGAUCGAUCUUGCCAGUCUCUUUUAAAAAUCAUCCAUCGACGACGUCAAUCCAGUCUUGCCGGGACUAAUUGGAAUCCAGAAGCACCAACAAUUUCUGGGCAUUCUGUCAUUUCAAUCACUUCACGGUCACAACGAUCUCAUCAUACAUAUUCGCUCUAUCCGAGAGAUCGUCCAUUGUACAAACAUCGUGCUCCAAAAACUAACAGAGAGGCUGUGAGAUCUGGAGAUUACUACAUGUUUGACGACGUGGACGAUGAAGAUGUUACCGAAGCAUUGCCUGAUUCAGAAAUGGAAAUUGAUGAAGAAGAGCAACGUCGUUUGCAACGACACAAAGGUCGUAGAAUGACUGUUUCUGAGCUGAUGUCAACGCUGUUUAAGACAGACAUUGAGAUUGCGACACACGUAGCCAUGUACGGAGGAACAUCAAAGGAUGCACUUCGAUUGAGACGUCAGAGUAUGCCGCUAUCCCGCAAGAAAUCAUCCAUGUCCUAUCUGAGCGCGCGUUCAGAAACCGAGACUGCCGCGACGACCGAUGAAGUGGAUCGUAGUAGCGAGAUCUCUGGAGAAGCACAAGCGAGAAGAAAAUCAAGGAAAAACUCACAGAAAAGUCCAUCUCGUUCUGGUGAAAAUGCGGAUGACAAAGACAGCAGUGCUACUUCCUUGGAAGAUGAUGAAGCUAAAAAAAGAGUAUCUUUCUUGACUUACUUCAAGUUUUUAUUUGAGCUGAUCAACAGUUUUAUGAUUUCUGCUACGAGACAUUUAAACAAGUUUUCUAGGGACUAUCGGUAUAUUCGUAAAGUUUUGAGCAAAGAAAAAUUAAUUUUAAAGGCUAAACCUGAUUUCCGAAUGGGAAUGAGAUUGGGUAUCAAUCAAAUCUGGCAACCAAUACCUUUAAUGAAAGACAGUAUUGCUAGAAAAUUAGUUUGUAAAUUUGCUCGCCCUGACAGAUCAGAGACGGAAGCAAGCUCAAAAGAAACUGUCGCUAUUGAGGAUCCAGAUCAACUUGAAGCAAAGAGCGAAAGGAAGGAGAGCUUGCUGACUGUGCCACACAUCCGAAUCCUGGCGCCGAGUUUGGAGCGAGGAUUGGACGGGUCCUCCUCCAGCUCAAUGUUGACAAGAACACAGCCAAUAUCACAAAUGGAAGAAGAAGAACCCCAGUUAUCAGAAGUGGACCAGCCUACAAUUAUUCAACUGCUAGCAUCCAUCUGGUUUGGAAUUCUCGCCCACUCAACAUUCAUGUGCUAUUUUAUGAUAUUUUUACACCAAAUUAACAACGCUUCGGUAUUGUCAGUCCCCCUGCCACUGAUGGUAUUCUUCUGGGGCUCACUAACAAUUCCACGGCCCUCCAAAACAUUUUGGGUGACAAUAAUAGCGUACACCGAAGCAAUCGUGAUAAUAAAGUGUAUCUUCCAGUGGGACUUGAUAGCAUGGAACCAGGUAUCCGGAAGAAAUCCCUUGGCAACGACAACAAUAAUAGGAGUCGACCGCAAAACUAAUUAUGCACUUUGGGAUCUGCUGCUUCUUCUGAUGGUAUUCUUCCACCGAUUUAUGCUUAAGUCUAUAGGCCAGUGGACGACUCCUUAUGCGACUAGAAAGAUAAUUCCGUCAAAAUUAGUAAUAGGUCCAGAUGGUCCAUCUCCUGCUAGCGGUCCUAGUCAAGCAGGCUCGACUCGUCUACAAUGGCAAAAUGAAAAACAAACUCAUCAAUCAAACCAAGAACUUAACUCAGUAUCAACUUCAAAAGACCUACCGAAAGCUGCUGGUACGUCCGACGAAACCAACUCGGAUUAUCACAAUAAUACCGACAGUGACGAAGAGCGGCUUGUAGAAAUAAGAAACGAAGAAACAAAUGUCUGUGAUGCGAAACUUACCACAGCAGUAAGUAUGACGUUUAAAAAAUACCUCGAGCCAACGAAAGGUUUUUUCGCAAACAUUUUAAACCCCGAUGGUAAAGAAAAAACAAAUGUCUACGCUUACAUGUUUCUGUGUGACUUUUUCAAUUUCCUCUUGAUAAUCUUCAGAUUCUCUUCGUUUGGAAACCAGCAGGGGGAUGGUGGUGUAACUGCUUACCUCCAAGAAAACCGCGUGCCGAUGCCAUUCUUGAUAAUGAUGUUGAUCCAGUUUGCUUUAAUAGUAAUUGACCGUGCGCUGUACUUGCGAAAAUCAAUCUUAGGAAAGCUAGCAUUCCAAUACGCUUUAAUUGUCGGCAUUCAUAUCUGGAUGUUUUUCUUUUUACCCGGUAUAACAGGACGUGCAUUCAACGACAGUUUGCCACCACAAAUUUGGUAUAUCAUCAAAUGCUUUUACUUAUUGUUAGCAGCUUACCAAUUACGACUCGGCUACCCAACUCGAAUCCUCGGUAAUUUCCUCUGCAAAAAAUACAAUAUUGUAAACUACUGUUUGUUCAAAGGAUUUAUGCUGAUACCAUUUUUGUUUGAACUCCGUGCGGUGAUGGACUGGAUUUGGACAGACACUUCAAUGACCGUGAUGGACUGGUUCAAAAUGGAGGACAUAUUUGCUAGCAUAUACCAAAUAAAAUGUAUGCGUGGAUUGGAGUCUGAUUUUCCGCAGCCGCGUGGAGAAAAGAAGAAACAAAUGAGCAAAUAUUUAGUCGGCGGUGGAUUACUUUUAGUAAUAAUAGGUCUCAUUUGGUUCCCAUUGUUACUAUUCGCGCUGAGUAGCACUGUUGGUGUGUCAAAUAUACCUUCAGAGGUCUCACUGAGGAUCCAAAUUAGCUCACACGAGCCUAUUUACACAGCAAUUGCUCAAGAUGCUUCAAUAUUUUCUUACACUGACGAAGAGUUCAAGGCUUUAAAAGGAAUUUACACAUCUGACAGACCGGCGUAUACUUUCUUGGAUAAUUAUGGCUCCGGUGAUGUCGCGACUGUCAAAUUGAGCAAAUCAACUCAAAGAAUUUGGGGCAUCACGCCCUUAGAAAAGGAGCAGCUAAAAAAUGAAUUGAAAUCAAACAUUACGAUGAAUAUUCAUGUCGAAUGGGCGGUUUCAAGAAAAACGGAUGCUAAAGAUUUUCCAGGAAUAUCCACAACGCCAAAUAUCAUUCCACUGCCAGCUUACGUCAACGGCGAGUUUAAUCCAAUAAGAACUAAUUUAUCAUUAUUAUUAUCCUCGGACAGUGAUAAUCCAAACGUAACUCUAUCGUUACCACAUGUAUUUCCGAAGUUUCUUAAAAUAACAAGUCGUAAUACUAGUGUGGUAGAGCAAUUGAUGCACGCGCCAACGCAAAUUUAUAUGCAAGACGAAAUAAUAACUAACAGUCCUGAUAAUUUGUAUCGUAAUGUAACUUUGCAAUUAGUGUCAGAACUCGGACAGCAGUGGUGGAUGAUCCAAGAGCAAUGCAAUGAUAACUUGUACAAUAAAGUACUCAAAAAUGUUCCACUGAACGACUGCAGCAAUAAUAUAGUUAUGUUUAUGUUUAAUGAGAAAGCUUUUCCCGAAGGACUCAGUUUCUUUAGCGGCAUGGGGAUCCUCGGUUUGUACACAACUGCUGUUAUUGUCGUCAGUCAACUAAUGAGGCGCAUCGUCAGUGACAUGGCACCCAAGAUUAUGUUCGACGACAUGCCGUACGUUGAUAGAAUAUUGAAACUCUGUUUGGACAUUUACUUGGUACGAGAAAGUAAAGAGCUGAGUUUAGAAGAAGACUUGUUUGCCAAACUUAUUUUCUUGUAUCGAUCACCGGAGACCCUGAUUAGGUGGACGAGGCCGCCUGAGUCAAACCAAGAUGAUGACAGAGAUGACAAUGAAGACUUUGACGAGCCGGAUGAUAAUAAUCGUCGUAAUAAUAAUGAUGAUGAUGAUGAUGAUGAUGUUAAUGUAGAUGUAGAUGUGAAUGAUGAUGUAAAUGAUAAUGGUCCUCAGGUAAGACAACGAACUAAUGAACGAAGGAGCGACGAAAUUUAG